AUGAACAGCUGCAGAGUCACCAAGUUCCUCAAGAACCUCGAGAACUUCCUCAAGCUCUGCAGAUUUCUCUAUGGUGAUCAGGCCCGCUUUUUCAUGGACGAGAUUCAUCUUGAUCUAAAACACUCCAAGACGGGAACGGUUGCCAUGGCAAGUGCUGGAGAAAAUCUCAAUGCUUCUCAGUUCUAUUUCACUUUGCGGGAUGAUUUGGAUUAUCUUGAUGGAAAGCACACGGUGUUUGGUGAAGUUGCAGAAGGAAUUGAGACAUUGACUAGGAUUAAUGAAGCCUAUGUGGAUGAGAAGGGGAGACCCUAUAAAAACAUCAGGAUCAGGCACACAUAUAUACUGGAUGAUCCUUUUGAUGACCCUCCCCAGCUAGCUGAGUUGAUUUCUGAUGCUUCGCCUGAAGGAAAGCCGAAAGAUGAGAUGGUUGAUGAAGUGCGACUUGAAGAUGACUGGGUACCUUUGGAUGAGCAACUAGGCCCGGCUCAGCUUGAGGAGGCUAUCCGUGUUAAGGGAGCACGCUCUAGUGAAGUUGUGCUUGAGAGUAUUGGGGAUAUUCCUGAUGCUGAGAUAAAGCCUCCAGACAAUGUGCUCUUUGUUUGUAAACUGAAUCCAGUUACUGAAGAUGAGGACUUGCAUACAAUCUUUUCACGAUUUGGAAUUGUGUUGCUUUGGACAGCUGAUUCUUAUUGCAAAGCUAAUGAUGAUGACCUUGACAGGGCUGACAUCAUCCGUGAUUUUAAGACUGGAGAUAGUUUAUGCUAUGCAUUCAUAGAGUUCGAGAACAAGGAUUCAUGUGAGCAGAUGGACAAUGCCUUGAUUGAUGACAGGAGGAUAAAGGUGGAUUUUAGCCAGAGUGUUGCAAAACUUUGGUCCCAGUACAAAUGUAAAGAUAGCCAAGCGGCUAAAGGAAAAGGUUGCUUUAACUGUGGGGCUCCUGAUCACAUGGCCAGGGAAUGUACUGGAAGCUCCACUAGACAGCCACCUUCAAAGUACAUUCUGAAGAAGGACAACACACAGAGGGGUGGAGAUGACUCUAGGUAUGAAAUGGUCUUUGAUGAAUAUGCACCAAAAAGUCCAAGUCAUGGAAGAAAAGGCAAGGACGAGAUGACUGGGAUGAUAGCCAUAAGAUGA
This is a messenger RNA of Syzygium oleosum, 1134 nucleotides long. Its product is annotated as peptidyl-prolyl cis-trans isomerase CYP59-like. NCBI's taxonomy places the organism in Eukaryota, Viridiplantae, Streptophyta, Magnoliopsida, Myrtales, Myrtaceae. Gene Ontology annotation, biological process: protein peptidyl-prolyl isomerization. The transcript has 13 exons. Gene Ontology annotation, cellular component: nucleus. The coding region runs from base 1 to 1134 and encodes 377 amino acids. The record is from RefSeq and is a predicted model, not a curated record. Gene Ontology annotation, molecular function: RNA binding; zinc ion binding; peptidyl-prolyl cis-trans isomerase activity.